Messenger RNA from Wyeomyia smithii (pitcher-plant mosquito), 2732 nucleotides. RefSeq lists its product as uncharacterized. The transcript is spliced from 9 exons. NCBI's taxonomy places the organism in Eukaryota, Metazoa, Arthropoda, Insecta, Diptera, Culicidae. The record is from RefSeq and is a predicted model, not a curated record. Bases 71 to 937 code for a protein of 288 amino acids.
CAAAACUAACCACGAUGGGUGCCAUACAAUCAGUUGUGAUCGGUUAUAGGAAGUGUACUCGUCUGGAGAUAUGGCUUGCUUCAGUUAUAUUCCCUCCGUUGAAGAGUAUUUUGCAGCAUAUUCAACGACACUCAUAGUGCUACUGACAAUUUGUUCGAUUAGUUUACUUCUGGUAGCUACUCUGUAUACACGAGUAGUGAAAGUUGUUGUAACCCAAUACAGCAAACCCGGUCGAAUAGAACUGAUACUAACUAACGUUAUCUAUGUGGUUGUGGUAGUCUUUUCUAUAAUAUCCCUGGCAGUUCCUUUGUUUUCAGAGAAGCUAGAUUUGGUGUCAUAUAUUAUUUUUUCCUGGUGCAUAUUUACAUUUUAUAGAUACAUAAGACUGGCUGCAGGCGGCCACAAUGCUCUCAAGGAAACGUACGAGUUGAACAUACAAUCCUUAGCAACAGGAAACCGAUUGCGACGUGCAAUUCGUAAACUUUUCGCAAAAUACAUUACGGUGCGAUUAUCCAUUCUUCAGUUUCCAAUUGUAACCACAAUCAUUUCGGGAACUCAAAUUGGUUUCUAUUCAGCAGACGAGGAUUUAUAUCACCGUACCAGUGCCAGUAUUCUACCACUUCAUCUUAUUUCAAUAAUCCUCUAUUUGAUUGCAUUCGCAUUAUUAAUCAAAAACAUAGAAUCAACAUUUACGGAUCUACAAAUCAAGCAAAAAUUUAGACUUCUUCGACUGGUAGUGUUAGUGUUGCGUAUUCAAGUUUCAAUAUUGGAGAUAAUUUUCCGAAAUGUAUACAUCAAUUGUGAUAGCUUUGCGGGGGCAUCUAGGUCGAUAUUCAAUUUUGUCAAACAGAUGCUGAUAGUGACUGAAAUAAGCAUACUAGCGAUUGUGACCUGGAAAGUGUACCGAAGGGAAGAGAAGGACUUCAAUGAUAUGUAAACAAUUGAACGAGUGGAUUUAGAUAAGAUAUAUGUAAGUGCGUGAUUUUAUUGAUUUUUAGCAUAUUUAUUAGAUAGCUAGUCCAAAACCAGCAAGCAAAAUCAGGAAAAAGAACUCAGCUCCAACUUAUUACAAUUUUGGAUUUAAAUAACAAAAUUACUCGAGUGUUUGAAUGGUUGAUUGACGUUGAAAAAUUAGCUUUAAGCAUUUGAAAUUGAUCGCCUCCAUCUUAGAUUUCCGAUUUUCGUUUUACACCUGUUUCAGAAAAAUAAGUCUACGUCUAAAUAUUCAUAUUACUUUUUAUAACUAUCCUCCAUUGCUCCAUUAUGCUUAAUAUUCUACCAUAUAUUUACAAUCGUCUUUCGAUUUGAGAACAAACAUGUUAUUUCAAGAUAAGGUGUACAAAAACUUUCAGUCGGCAGUAGAGUAAAUUUCAUGUUUUAUUUCGAAAUCACAACUGAGUAACAAAAUAUCUAUCGUAACUACUAUUCAACUUCGGCAUGUUUAUUUGUCACUUGUUGAAUGUCUAAUUAGUUUCAUUGAAACAACGGCAUUGCAAAUGUUACCAGUGUGUUGCCCUGAAAUAAAAAGCUUGACAAAUCUUGUCACGAAAUAACCUAUUUUGCCUACGAUUUUGUUACAGUGUAACGAAAGCAUUUUUGACAUUUGUUGUUUGUUGUCGACUGAAAAUGGUUGCGAUUUUAUCGUAUCGAAUUCGAAAACAAAGUAGCGAUGGCGUUUUGUGUUGUGCAGAUAAGGAAAUCAAAAAAAUUCCUACCAACUAUGACGGUGGUGCCGGCCGGUUGAGUGGAGGAAAAGAUGGUUUACUGGCCACCUAACAACAUCAUCAGUUUGGCAAAAAAUGUCGAAUCCAUCUCAGAUAAGGAGAGUUGGAAGAAAAAAAAAUGUAAGCAGCUUGGGCGUGUCCAAACUUUGCAAGACGCAGAGAGCCUGAUGAAAGCUAUGGAACGAGUAACGGAUUCCGAAGAUGCUGCUGAAAUGGGUCGUGGUACAAGGAAAACACCAGCCAAGAAGCAACCAAAGUUCAAAUCUAAGAGCUACAAUUUAGUUCCACAACAAUGGAUUUCACCGGGAUCAAGUGAGCCAUGUGGUGUUUCUACUGAUGCAGUACCGUUCCCAGAUCAACCGUCGCAGACUGUAGCAUCUUCAUCGAUGACAAAACCGUUUGCUGCUGUUGCCGCUACUCAUGGUCGUGCUAUGACAUUAAAGCAUACUUCAGGAAUAUCUCACGUAGCAACAACGAAGUCGUCCACUUCGCCUCAUAUUGUUAUUUCUGGUUAUGAGCAAAAUUUAGUUUCAAGUUAACAUGAAGGUAUCAACUACGAAACUACAGGAACGAUUAGUGCUCACGGUGGGCGACAGGCUUCCGUUCAUUCACUGCAAACAACACCUUUUCCACAAGAGAGUACUCCAGUAUCAGAUAUUUCUCAGCAAAUUAGUAUACCUGUUGUAAUGGGGUCAGAUGGACAACAAUACGCACAACUUGCCAAUGAUUCAUAUUACGUGAUCACUGAUAGCAGCAAGAAUGCUGACGUGGCAGACACAUAAACAACAAACCUCAUAAAACACGACGAGCUCGACCUGGGCAUGGAAAAUAAUGAAGAAUUUGGCAAUGCCUCUCCUACUUUGAUGGAAGGAUAUAGUCAACAAAUAGUAACUUGCGAGCUGCAGAAAAUCCAAAUCCAGUUGAAUGAGCUCAACGGAAAAUUCAAAUCAGAAGCGACUAAUGAUUAAUAUAUUAAUAUAUAUUAUAUUAAUUUCGUAACUGAUGGUA